ACUUACCUCACAUCGAAUUCGAAACGUUACUUAUUCCGGGGUCUUCAGUGUGAAACCGUUCUCAGAAUUUUGAAUUUUAUUUUAAUACUCAUUCGAACAUAUCGCGUACUCGUACUUUAAUUUGAACUUAUUAAGUUAAUUCGCAUUUGCGCACUAAUACUGUGCGAGUCCAUGCCGCUCUCUGAAAAUUCUGACCUUUCCACUGUUUGUACGUCCUCCGGUCCUCGACGUCUGCCUCGAAGAUUCAAUUUCCAACCAACAAAAUAUUCCCGCGAAGGACUGACCUCGCCUGGUCCCAGCGAAUUCAGCAGUUUUACCGAAAACGACUCAUCCUGCAGUCUGUCGUCCCGCAGCAGGUGUACAAAACGAAAAUACCGCUCCAGCUCGUCGCGAAAUAAGGAAAAUUACAUCAAACGCAGGAAACCUAUCCGGGCACUUCCGAUUCGCCGCACACGGACAUGCUCACGAAGUCUGCACAUUAAAAGUAGAAGCGCCCCGCGACAUCAUAGUGUUUUGUACACCGGCAAAAGCACUCGCCAGUUGAAUAUAAAGAAGCGAAAAGCUUUUCUCGACCGCAUUCGUGCUCAGGAACCGGAUGUGGAAAUUGGUUGCGUUGUUAGGAGUUCGGAGAGCGAUGAUGUUCUGAUCGCAGAACAUAAAACCGCCAUUUCCGCCAAAACCUUGGCUCAUGGUCAACACGAGAUUACCAGUGUGGCGAGGCUCACCAACAGUUUUAUCGGUAGAGGCGGUUUUGGUGAAGUCUCGGCAUGGCAGAUAACGACAAAGGACGGAAAAGUCCAUCGCGUUGCUGUGAAAUGUUUCGAUGCUCAAGACGAAGGUUUGAAACUGGCCGAAGCCGAAGCCGCCGUAAUGAUGGAGUUUGAACAAUUGUUGAACUCAAAAUUGUUGUUGUGGUUUGUACCACGACGUCUCCGAUGUUUUCCGAAAGAUUUCCCUUAUCCUGCAAUAAUAAUGCCUCUGUAUGAAAACCGUAAAUGUAUUUCACCGUCCCUGUACAAUUUGGUUUUUGAUAAGCGAUUAAUACGGCCCACAAUAGCGUGGAUCCUGAGAACAGCCAUUCUGCUUUUGCGAGUCCUCGUCAAAUUACAUUCUGCCGGAUGGGCGCAUGGCGACUUACAUGCCGGCAAUGUCAUGCUGACAAACCGUGAAAUAGUCCUGAUCGACUUUAGCAAAGCAAACCGCAAAAAUCGUCCGUACAUAUACAGUUUGAAUAACGAUGCGGACUGGAUAAAACAACUGGACUGGAUCGAACCCAAAGCUGUGAUUGGACAAGACUGUUGUUCACGCGCCAGCGAUAUUUGGAGUUUCGGCAAACUUAUCCAGAUUUUGCUAGAAGCUUCCGGGGUUUCGCCAUCAUGCCUUUCGAAAAAGGAUCUUGAAUACCAUCGACGAUUAAAUGCUGUGGUGCACUUAGCUUAUCAUAAACGCCAAUAUCGACCGGAUGUACAGUUUCUACUAGAUGUUCUUAAUUGUAGAGAAUUCGCUUCCCUGAGCAUUUGUACCUGUCAGUCCGACUGUGAAAUGUUGCAAAAAUAGCGUCAUGCUUUACAAACCACACGUUCAUCUCGUUUCA
Messenger RNA from Paramacrobiotus metropolitanus, 1594 nucleotides. RefSeq lists its product as uncharacterized. The coding region runs from base 172 to 1557 and encodes 461 amino acids. The transcript is spliced from 6 exons. Gene Ontology annotation, cellular component: cytoplasm. Gene Ontology annotation, molecular function: ATP binding; protein serine/threonine kinase activity. The record is from RefSeq and is a predicted model, not a curated record. NCBI's taxonomy places the organism in Eukaryota, Metazoa, Tardigrada, Eutardigrada, Parachela, Macrobiotidae. Gene Ontology annotation, biological process: protein phosphorylation.